Messenger RNA from Aspergillus bombycis, 1428 nucleotides. RefSeq names its product MT-A70 family. Gene Ontology annotation, molecular function: nucleic acid binding; methyltransferase activity. NCBI's taxonomy places the organism in Eukaryota, Fungi, Ascomycota, Eurotiomycetes, Eurotiales, Aspergillaceae. The transcript is spliced from 2 exons. Bases 1 to 1428 code for a protein of 475 amino acids. Gene Ontology annotation, cellular component: RNA N6-methyladenosine methyltransferase complex; nucleus. The record is from RefSeq and is a predicted model, not a curated record.
AUGACUCGAUCUUCAAUUCUCUAUCAAAACUUCCAGAACACUGUAUUUCUUCUUGACAUUCCCACAUCCAUUGCUCUCGCACAGGAAUUUCCCCUAACCCAACAAGAACCAUCAUCAGAAUCUUCAAAGCUCAUCUCACACAAACACGUCUGUGCAAGGCAUCUCCUAUCUUCAACACCCCUAAGAGACCCCUACCCUGGAUAUACAGAACCAAAAACGGAUACCGCAAGGGCAAAGGUCUUGCAAAGGAUUCCUGUUACGGAGCGAGAAAUCCAUGAUACCAUUUCACCUUUGGUGAGAGAGGCGUUGCAUGAAAUUCGGGAGGAUCUCAAGGGUGAUGAGUGGUGCCUUGAAAGAAGGACCUUAGCGCAUGACUUUGGACGGGAGUACACUGCUCGUCGUCCCGAAGGAAACGUGUCUCUUGGGAAAAGAAGUCGAAAAAGUAAAGAGUCUAGUAGCAAUGAUGACUGCCGAUUCCCUGUCAAGGACUACACAAAUUUAACCGUUCCCGGAAAGUCAACCAAGCUACAAGGUAUGUCUCCAAGCUUAGAGCUGGACAAUCCGCCUUUAAUCCUCUCGCCUGGGUUGAAUUUGCUCGAUUCCAUGUCUGGCCUGUGCAAUCUUGUCGUCAAAAAUACGUCCUCUGACCAUGCAACUCCAGCUACAAAGCCCGACAGAUACAGAGGCCCUAUACCGGGUCUCCCUCGAGACCACAGAUUCGACCUAAUCCUCCUGGAUCCGCCAUGGGUGAAUAGAUCUGUUCGACGCAGCGGACAUUACCAUACACAGAACUACCUCGAGGGUAAUUUACUGACCCAGCUUAUUCGAGAUAUACUCAAGGUGCACUUGCAAGACAGCCAUCGCAUCUUCCGUUGUGACACAUCUAAUGAUCAUACAUUGAUCCCAAAGCCGACCGAGAAACAGGCCCAGAGCUCUAUAGCAGCCAUAUGGAUUACCAACUCUGCAAAAGCGCGGAAAAUAGCCUUUGAUGCUAUCCAAGGCGCGGGUCUUUCCGUCUGCGAAGAAUGGAUUUGGGUCAAGACCACUACAAAGGGGGAUCCUAUCACGCCGCUAGAUGGCCUCUGGCGGAAACCCUAUGAAGUUCUGGUGAUCGGAAUGAGGAAACACUUCCAACAACAAGCUAAUUCACCGGAGAAAGGAGGGGAUGGUGUCAUCACUAGGAGGUUCAUUGCCGGUGUUCCAGACGUGCAUUCCCGGAAGCCGAAUUUAAAGGAGGUUUUUGAGAAGGUUUUCUUUGCCGAUGCUUCUCCUUCUCCUUCUCCUAGGUCAGAAUAUCAUACGGCUUAUUCCGCUUUGGAGGUAUUUGCACGCAAUUUGACUGCCGGUUGGUGGGCCUGUGGAGAUGAAGCUCUGAAGUUCAACUCGGAGGAAUGGUGGGUUCACGGAAAUGGUAUGAGCUUGAGUUGA